Molecule: messenger RNA, 330 nt
Organism: Mesorhabditis spiculigera
Lineage: Eukaryota; Metazoa; Nematoda; Chromadorea; Rhabditida; Rhabditidae
Source: the annotation of a GenBank genome assembly
AUGAAGACCGCCGUUAUCGCUUGUGGACUGCUUGCCGUCGUCGCGGCUUUCACCACCCCGCGCUCGAUGAACGGACAAAACGGACCGUUCGGAGGCUCCCCGGCUCCGUUCGGCAACCAAAACGGACAGCAAAAUGGACAGUUUGGAGGCCAUCAGGGACAGCAGGGUCAGCAAGGCCAGCAGAACGGCAACGGACAGUUCGGUGGACCAGGUGGCUUCACCGCUCCUUCCGGAAACCAGAACGGCCAGCAGAACGGACAGUUCGGAGGACAGGGACCGCAGGGUCUGCAGGGCCAGCAACAGGGCUUCAACGGCCAGGCUUUCGGCCAG